Penicillium coprophilum is the source of this 321-nucleotide messenger RNA. RefSeq names its product Dimeric alpha-beta barrel. Gene Ontology annotation, molecular function: oxidoreductase activity. The record is from RefSeq and is a predicted model, not a curated record. Lineage: Eukaryota; Fungi; Ascomycota; Eurotiomycetes; Eurotiales; Aspergillaceae. The transcript has a single exon. The coding region runs from base 1 to 321 and encodes 106 amino acids.
AUGACUUUCACUGCUCUUGUUAUGUACCCCAACAAUGCGGACAUCCAAUUCGAUGAGUCGUACUACAUGAAGUCCCACAUGCCGCUCGUCGAAAGCACUUGGAAAUCCUUCGGCCUGAUCAACUGGCAUGUCACCAAGUUCCCCAGCGCCUUCGAUGGCUCGCGAUCCGAGUAUUUGAUCAUGGCCACCCUCGAGUGGGAGAACGAGGAUAGUUUCAAAUCUGGUCUGCAGGCCCCUGGCGCUGCGACGGUGUUUGGCGAUAUCCCCAACUUCACCAACGCGAAGCCUAUCACUCUGGCUGGUACCGAGCUCCAGAAGUGA